Oncorhynchus mykiss (rainbow trout) is the source of this 2644-nucleotide messenger RNA. Its product is annotated as cytosolic arginine sensor for mTORC1 subunit 2. Gene Ontology annotation, biological process: negative regulation of TORC1 signaling. Lineage: Eukaryota; Metazoa; Chordata; Actinopteri; Salmoniformes; Salmonidae. The record is from RefSeq and is a predicted model, not a curated record.
UUUUGAUUGGCAAGUUGUUUGUUUCACUGUUACCAGCUGCUGGACGAUUCCAAUCCCUGUCGGAGAGAAAACACGCGGACCGACAGUCCUUCUCAAUUUUCUUCCUCCCUGUUUACCUCAUUGUGCUUUCUUUUAUUUCACCCUGCUUCUGUCUUGCUCUCUUUUACUCUUUUCCUAAGUGGAUAACUUUUUCUUCUCCCUCCUUUGUUUUCUGCUCAGUUUCACGGUUUUGAUACGCUCUAGCUAUAUAGCAUAGGUAUAUUUAUUUAUUUUUAUUAGAAAGGAUAUCAUUUUUUAAUUUUUUUUUUUAGAUAUUCGUCAAAUGAGAAGACGCAAAAGAUGGAGUUGCAUAUUUUAGAACACAGUUUGAAAGUAGCGAGUAUAGCAAAAGAGGGCAUUCAGAUUUGCACUCAUGGAUUAAUCAAACUCGCCUUCUUGCCCUCUAAAACAAGAUGCAAAUUUUUCAGUUUGACGGAAACUCCGGAGGACUAUACCCUUAUCGUCGACGAGGAAGGCUUCAAAGAACUGCCUGAGUCGGAGCACCUUAGUGUCGCCGAAGCCACGUGGUUGGCUCUCAAUGUGGUGUCGGGGGGUGGGAGCACCACCAACUCUCAGCCAAUCGGAGUCACCAAAAUAGCCAAGUCUGUCAUCGCCCCCUUGGCAGACCACAACAUCUCUGUGUUUAUGCUGUCUACCUAUCAGACGGAUUUCAUCCUGGUUCGAGAGCGGGACCUGCCCAUGGUCAUGCACACCCUGUCUUCUGAGUUCACCCUGAUGAGGGUGGUCAACGGAGAGACCGUAGCCGCCAACAGCCUAGGAGUCACCAACGGCUUUGUCAAGCCUAAACUUGUGCCCCGUCCCAUCAUCCACCCUCUGUCCAGCCCCAGUAACAUGUUCUGUGUGACCAGCCUGGACCCGGACACAUUGCCCUCGGUGGCCACCCUGCUCAUGGACGUCAUGUUCUACUCAGGCGGGAUAAAGGAGCCUGGGGCAUCUAGUGAGGACACUGGACACAUCCGCUUCUUCUCUUUCUCUCUGAUUGAGGGCUACAUCUCUCUCGUCAUGGACGAGCAGACGACACAGCGGUUUCCCAACAAUGUCCUCUUCACUAGUGCUUCAGGGGAGCUUUGGAAAAUGGUUCGCAUUGGAGGACAGCCUUUAGGAUUUGACGAGUGUGGUAUCGUGGCUCAAAUAUCGGAACCCCUGGCGACUGCUGACAUUCCAGCUUAUUACAUCAGUACCUUCAAGUUUGACCAUGCCCUGGUCCCAGAAGAAAACAUCCAGAGUGUGAUUGGAGCUUUGAGGACCAAUGAGAGCGCAGGACAGUGAAGGCGAGGUGGAAAGAGACCGUGGAACGAGCAAUUUAUUAUGUCAAACUCUUACAAAAAAAAAGUGCCAAGAGGGUAAUGCAAAGCUUGAGUCGUGUAGACGGACGACUGUGUGUGCGUGUGUGCGUGUGUAGACAUGCUUUGUACAACGACCAGCAAUGUGUCCCUCCUAUUCUGAGAUGGUUCCAACUACACUCCAAGCCACUCCCUUGAGCAUCCACUCUUACCCCAACCAACAUCCACCUCUUUGGGGACCCAAAGCAAGAGUGACUACAGUGUUUUUCUUUUCUCUCGCUCUAUUUCUUUCUCCUCUUCCUUCCCCUCAGACCAUUUCACCAUGGCAACGUGACCUACCGAAUUUGGGCCUAUUUCUUCGACACCAGCCCCUGAGAUACUGCAAAGCGGCCCUCACCUCCUUUUACUCUUCAUGUGUCACCCACGCGGUCCAUGACUGCCUAUAGUGAUAGGUGUUGCUUUAGUAUACCAGACUUUCCUUCCUAACUUUACAUUGUUUUUCCAUAACCAUCAUACUGUAUUAGUUACCAGUCCUCUUAUGGAAAGAAAGAGAAUGUACUUUACAAACAAUUAUCAAUAUUUCCAUUCUUUGUAUUUAUUUUUCUCAGUGCCAAGAGGUUUUGAAGGCCUUGACCGAUGCCUUGUCUAAUGCUCAGCGUGUGUGCAAUUUCAGAUCAGAUUUUGUCAGAUGGGGAAAUGAGACUGGUGAAUGUUGCUCUGUUCUGGUGAUGAGCGUGAAAUGACAUUUACUGACGAAUCGCAGAGCCACUGAUCUAUAGAACAUAUCAUAUAAAUAGUCUAGUCUAUAUAUAUGCCAAUUUUCAUGUAGUUUCAGGAGAACUAGGUUAUCGUUUUGCGUUGAGUGCCACACCAUGCCUGACUCCAAACCAGUCCUUUACCACAAACUAGAAUAAUAACUUCAACGCUAGUAAAGCCAGCGUGGUGAAGUGGUAGGGGCCUUGUCAUUUAUUCUGUUGUGAAUGUUUUUUGUGGUCGUGGCUCAUUGAACCAGCCCUGCAACCCUGUUGUCAGUUUAGGCAAUCAUCCCCCACCCCAGUCUGCACUUUAAUACAGGUCCAUCUUACUGACCUGCUAUACUGAUGUGAAAACAGGGGAAGGCUUAUUUUAUCCUUGAAGGAUUUCUUGAUAAGUAGACUUUUGUUGGUCUUAAACCAUUGGUGGGUAUUAUAUUCUCUGUCAAGCAAAAGCUUUCUUCGGUUAGCUUUGAUAUACAGAAACCAUGUAUUUAUCAGUGUUAACAUAAAGGGUGACAUUUCUUCUGAUAAAGAAAGUUAUUUGUU